AACGGAGUCAGCGAGAUUCCAGUUAGGGUAGGCUAGGACCGGACACCUUAAGCAAGAUGGCGCUUCCCCUGUCGCCAGCUAAAGUGACGCUCCGAUAAUGCAAUGAGUAUUGAAUAUCUCCUAGGGAAUAUAGCAAGGAUUCUGGAUAACUAUGUGCAGCCUAUUACGUCAUGUUGCAUUGAUCUACUCUAAAGACAGAGCAAGAGCAUAACUUGACUAAUAUUGCCACUGGACGAAUGCCAGGGUAUGUCAGAGACAAAACCGAAAACGAUGUUGAAUAAAUAACCGAAUCACGUCGAUAAAGCAGUUCUAUUUUCUGGCUCAUCAUCAUCAAACUGGUUGGAUGACGGAGAAGAAAAGCGUGCGACGGGAGAUACAACUAUGCCUAUCUAUCGUUUUUUAAUCGUCCGCCAGUCAAGUGAAUGGCUGCGGUAUCAAAAUCAAAAACAAAAACCGAAGGGAAUGUUUGUCAACAUCUGUUUAUUGAUCGGAUGUGAAGGAUCAGACAGAACAGCGCGCGCACUGCGUCUCAGGGGUGUCAAUGAGAAAUAGCUAAAAAUGCAGCGUUCGAUUUGACUAGCAUACAAUCCUUCGGCUAAAUGUGCUUUAGUCAACAUCUGAUAUAUUUCCAUGUUGUAUUUUGGUAAACCCUGCCUGCUGCCGUCUCAAGCCUGAAGAGGAGGGAGGAUGUUCGUGGCUCUCUCUGUGAUGGUCAUGUCUUCAGCCUUCUUUAAUCCCAGUUUUGCCUUCAAUUCCCAUUUUGACUCAGACGGCGCUCCGCUGAGUGAGCUGUCGUGGCCGUCCUCUCUGGCGGUGGUGGCUGUUUCCUUCUCUGGGCUCUUCACCUUCGUCUUCCUCAUGCUGGCCUGCCUCUGCUGUAAGAAGGGACACAUCGGGUUCAAAGAGUUUGAGAACACAGAGGGAGAGGAGUACCAGGCGGACCUGACCUCGUCUCGUAAUGGACCUGAAGUCUACAUCCUCCCACUCACUGAGGUCUCCCUGCCCGUCUCCAAACAGCCCGGACGAUCCAUCCAGCUGUUGAAAUCGUCAGAGCUGGGUCGCCACAGUCUACUCUAUGUGAAGGAGAUAGGACAUGGUUGGUUUGGCAAGGUUAUCCUGGGGGAGGUGAAUGCAGGGCUCAGUGCCACCCAGGUGGUGGUCAAGGAGCUGAAGGCCAGUGCCAGUGUCCAGGACCAGAUGCACUUCCUGGAGGAGGCACAGCCAUACCGUGCCCUCCAGAACCCAGCCCUACUGCAGUGCCUGGCACAGUGCUCAGAGGUUACACCCUACCUACUAAUCAUGGAGUUCUGUCCACUGGGCGACCUGAAGAGUUACCUGCGCAGCUGUCGGGCGGCUAACUCCGUGACCCCUGAUCCCCUGACCCUCCAGCGAAUGGCAUGUGAGAUCGCCUCGGGCCUACUGCACCUGCACAAACACAACUUCAUUCACAGUGACCUGGCCUUAAGGAACUGCCUUCUGACCUCAGAGAUGACAGUAAAGAUAGGAGACUAUGGCCUCUCACACAGCAAAUACAAGGAUGACUAUUUUGUGACCCCAGACCAGAUCUGGGUGCCGCUGCGUUGGAUCGCCCCAGAGCUCAUAGACGAGGUGCAUGGUAACCUACUGGUGGUGGACCAGACCAAGGAUAGCAACGUCUGGUCUCUGGGAGUGACUAUCUGGGAGUUGUUUGAGCUGGGGAACCAGCCGUACAGACACUACACUGACAGACAGGUCCUGACCUACGCUGUGAAGGAACAGCAGCUCAAACUGACCAAGCCCCGGCUCAAAGUACCGCUGGCUGAGCGCUGGUAUGAAGUGAUGCAGUUCUGCUGGCUGCAGCCAGAGCAGAGACCCAACAGUGAGGAGGUACACCUCCUCCUCACCUACCUAUGUGCAAAGGGGGCAAGUGCGGUCCAGGAGGACUUUGAACAGCGCUGGAACUCCCUGAGACAGAACCUGACUGGCAGCUCCACCCACAGCCACAACGCCCCAGCCCACACCACUGUCCCUGCCCCAGCCCGACCACCUAUCCCUGGGGACGUGAAGUUGGAGCCGGCCUCCACCUCCCGCAACUCCUUCCCCCUUCUAGAACACUUCUCCCAGGACAGCUUCCACUCCGACAGCGGUGACGACAUCCUGACCGUGACAGAGACCAGCUACGGGGGGCUCAACUUUGAGUACAAGUGGGAGCAGGCGAGAGCCGAGCAGCCAUACUGUUCCUCAUCCACCAGCGGGCCUCUGGGCCAGGGCAACCCACACUACCAGGACGUAUACUACCCCGUCGGGAACACCUCGACCUCGGGCAGCUGUAAAGGGGACGGGCUCACUCUGGGGGUCUCCCCAUCCUACUACGAGUCGGACCAUUCCGGGUCAGGGUCAGGGUCGGGGGUAGGAGUGGUGCCGGUGUUGAGCGCCCACAGCCCUUCGGUCAGCAGUGAGUACUACAUCCGUAUUGAGGAGCCGGUGGAGUGUAAUAUCAACCUGGAUGGUAGUGUGGUGGACUACAGCCCCGGGUUGGAGGCUGAGGCUGGUAGCCUCUCCUCAGGGAGCAGGAUCCCAAAGCCCCAGCCCCAGCCCCAGCCCCAGUCAAGUGCCAACUGGUCAGCAGCAGCAGGCGACAGCAGCGGGGAUAAACACAGUACCAAUGACUCUGACAAUAGCCCGGCCGUGUCCCUGACCAUGGAGCCUCUCCUGAGACAGACAGCCAGCACAGCCAGUCCCGUGGAGCUGGGGCGGUCCCAACAGUACUUCUCACCCAAUCAGAGACAGCCUUUCUACUGUGAGCAGUCGCCCAUUCGAGAGACGUGUUGCCAAUCAUCAGAGGACACGCCCAUAGCGUCCCAGCAGAACCUGCGUCAUCCAAUGGGGAGGCUGGAAACCCCUCUGGGGGUGGGGUCCUCCCACUCCCAGUGCCUGAGUAGUCCUAGUCUGGGACACUGUGACCCCUAUCUCGAGGCUAGCCAAGGCUUCACCACCACAGCCAGGAGUACGGUUAGUGAAGGCUACUAUGACAUGAUGGCUCCCCUCAGAAAGACUCUACCCAUGGCUAACCAUAUUAGCAUCGACGUGGUGACAGGCGACGGGGGACUUUUGGUGGGGGGCAGGAGAAGAGGAGAAGGGGACACUGGGGACCUCUUCUCCGAGAGAGAAGCCACCAACUGGACCUCCAACCACUCGGCCAAUAACAACAGCAUGACCUUUGACCUUAGGCAGACAGGCCAAUCACAGGACAGCUAUCUGGACCUCCAUUACAUCAACACUGCGACACACUCCGCUACUGUAACAGACUCGUGGCCUGCUGCUUCGGCUAACAGUAGCAAUAUGCUCCAACACAGCUCCAGAGCCUUCGGCUACAUGGAGGCCACAGGGAGAGAGAGCGGCGUCUGCUCUUCCUCUAGCAGACUCAGUGAGGGCAGUAGUGCUACUACAUAUAUUCACCUGUGCCACAGAGCUAGAGAUGAACCUGUGUGUCUAGGUCAUCUAAGAGGUGUUCCUGUUGACUCUCUCUCCAGCUCUUCUGUUGAGGUCAAGAAUGUUAACCUCAAAGGUGGUGUUAAGGACGGCGUCCCCACAACCAAAACUACAACUACAGUGUCUUUAGAGGGACACAGUAAAACCCCAUCUCUGCUCACAGGAGAGAGGCAGUUCUCCCAUCCCAAGAUGAUCCCAGAACCAGGCUAUAUCCAAUCCCCGUCCACAUACAUGGAGCCUGACACUCGCACAGGCCUCAGCACUAAGGCAGUCCUGACAGAGAAACAGGGAGGUAAUGUUUGGGAGAUACCUUCACAUGUUAAAGACAUUAGAGGUCCAGUGAUGGUGAUGUCUGGUGGUGUGGUGGAGAGGAGGCUGGGGAUGGGGUUGGCCCACCCUGAAGGGGUACUGCUGGAGCCGGUCGGGUCCUUGUUUGAGGCUAGCAGAGGGCUGGACAGCGGGUUGGAGAUGGCCAGUCAUUCCAGCAUCAGCCAAGUGGACAUCAGCGACGAUGAGGACGAUGACAUCACAGACAUCACUUCUGGAAUCUUGGCCGACUUCUCGCUGGACUAUGCUGACGAGGUCGGAGACGAUAUAAGCCCCGCCCACCACCGCCACGGACGCUCCCUGCAGAACCCGGUGGGAACCCCCGACUCCGUGGACACCCUGAACAUGCUGUCGCUGUCGUCGUCGGUUACCGCCGCCAGCCCCUGUGAGUCCUUCAGCCUUGAUGACGUCUUUCUCCAUACCUCCUCCUCCCUCUCCUCCUCUUUCGCUUCCUCUUCUUUCACUUCCUCAUCCCUCCUUCCCAAGUCCCGGGACAGCGGCUACGACACAGAGAACAAUGAAAGCCCAGAGUUCAUCUUAAAGGAGGGAGGUGGGAACGGGGAGUUCCUAUUGGACUGCGUAGGAAACCACCAACAACAACAACACCCAGUCCUCGGUGGGAACCACCUCGCCCGCGGUGGGGUUAGCCUGGGGUCGAGGUCGGAUGAGAUGGUCCUUCAGCAGGUGGACCUGGGUGAUGGGGUUGGGGUCUCUCUGUGUACCUCUUCCUCCUCUGGCUGCACUGAGCUGCAGCUGAAGGGAAUGAGUGACAAGAAUCCGUACAUGGACUCUGCCUACUUCUCUGACUACGACGCGGAGAACGAGAGGAGUCCCCAGGAUGAAGGGAGUAACUUCUUCUCAAGUCCAGGAGAUAAGCAGGUCUUUGUGGGGCACACAGCCUCGAAACAGACAAUAAGGUUGGUGGGGAGAGAUGAACUCCGACCACAGACGGAGAGAGAGGACGGUUACCGUGACCUGACAAACCUGACAGGAAACACAAACAGAAACACAAAUGGAGUGGUGUUGUUUGACACUACCACAGGUUCCCCUCCCCCCUCCUCUCCCUCCUCCUCGGUCCCCGGCCCGUGCCUCUCCAUGCUGGCCCCCUUCCCCCCUCAGAUGGGGGGCUGCCUGGCCAAAGAAUCAGCCCCUGACGAAGCUGUAGGCCUGGAGUCUGAGCACAGCGGAGAGGAGCCGGCAUCUGGGUGCAGCUCCACCAUGGUGUCUGAGGGUUCCUCCAUGGUGCAGGAGGAUUCAGCCAGACACCCCAACCAGGAGAACCAUCACAGGGCCUCAGAGGAUGACUACUCCCCCAUCCAGUCCCUGGGCUCCGACUCUACCAUAGACUACAGAGAGGAGGUGAAGAAAGAGAAGGAGGAGGACGGGGAGGGAGAGGAGGACAUGCCAGAGUUUAAUCACGUCGACGAGGAUGGAGAGAAUGGAGAGAGAGGAGGAGAAGAGGAGGAGUAUGAGGAGGAGGAAGAAGAGGAGGAGGAGAAGGCGGGCUACAGCGAACACCAGAACGGUUCCGUUGGCCUCCUCACCUCCUCUCCGUCGCUCCUCGCCUGCUCCCCCUCCCUCCAGGAGCUGUGUCGGGAGGUAGAGAGGCGAGCUCCUCUAACGGAGGGGGAGGAGGAGGAGUCAGACGACAGUGAGUCAGACGAGGAGCUGCGGAGCUACAACCUGCAGGAGGAGCUGAGUGAGGAGGACAGUGAGGGGGAGGUGAUGGGGGUGCCGGUGGUGGUGAGCGAUAGCAGUGGGGCCAGAAACCUCCGCAGCCUCCUCAAGAUGCCCGCGCUCCUCACACAGUCCUUCUGCGACGAGCUGCACAGGAAGAAGAAAGCCGUGUCCUUCUUUGAUGACGUCACCGUCUUCCUGUUCGACCAGGAGAGCCCCACAGGAGAGCUGGCUGACUUCACGUUUCCCCCAGGAGCAGAGUUCAGCGGCCAGGCCUCGGGCGGGGAGAACCCACAACCGGACCUCCAGCCCCACCCCACCAUGGGCCACCACCUCCACCCCACCAUGGGUCACCACCUCCACCCCCCGGAGAGGGCACCACAUGCCUCAGAGGACUCUGAUGGCAACAUGUCAGAAGAAGGUGGAGGGUUUGAGUGGGAGGAUGACAUCCCAUUGAUGACCAGCCCGUUGUCCAGCCCGUCUACAGCUGAGCCACCGGUCUCCGAUCCCAUCCCGGUCCCCAUCCCUGUCCCGGUCCCUGCUGCCAAGCCUCCCGAGGACAAGCCGGUAGCAGCAGCAUCACAGUUCCCCCGUUUCAGCGUGUCCCGCUCCCGCUUCUCCAUCACACACGUCCCCAACCCAGACAUGAACUCAGCCGGAGGGAGCAGUGAAGAAGGAGAGAGGGAGUGGAAAAAGGAGUGAAGAGGUCUUCUCCAUGACAGGAGGAGGGUGUAUACCUCCUCUCCUAGUAUGACUACCAGGUGUUCAGACCUGGGAUCUCCAGCACCUGUUGACCCCUGUAUGAGCCAGUGCCUCAUAUCGUAGUGAAACAACAGCUACGUCCCGAAUGACACCCUGUUCACUAUGGGUCCUGGUCAAAAGUAGUGGAAAACAUAUGGAACAGGGUGCCAUUUGGGACGCAGACAAACACCUUAAACGGUUCCUUCUCUUCAAUUUUUUAUUAUUACUCCAGAGAGAGAGAGAGAGAGAGAGAGACAGAGAGAGAGAGAGAGAGAGAGAGAGAGAGA
Coregonus clupeaformis (lake whitefish) is the source of this 6503-nucleotide messenger RNA. RefSeq names its product serine/threonine-protein kinase LMTK1-like. Bases 688 to 6177 code for a protein of 1829 amino acids. Gene Ontology annotation, molecular function: protein tyrosine kinase activity; ATP binding. The transcript is spliced from 15 exons. Lineage: Eukaryota; Metazoa; Chordata; Actinopteri; Salmoniformes; Salmonidae. The record is from RefSeq and is a predicted model, not a curated record. Gene Ontology annotation, biological process: peptidyl-tyrosine autophosphorylation; brain development.